UUCAUCAUCAACUUCUAGUGAUUUUAAGGGUUUAGGCUCAUCCUCACAUUCUAGUUCCGCACCUCAUGCUGAUGCUACGAGUCAUGGCUCUUCAUCUUUCUCACAUUCAAGUUCAGCUUCAGGAUCAUCCUUACAUUCUGGUUCAUUUUCGCAUUCUGUUUCUUCUGAAGGUUCUGACUCUUUCACAGAUUCUAACAAGUCUAAUGAUUCUGGUUCUGCUAUGACUUCUCACUCUUCAUCUGGUUCCGGGGCUUUAAGCUCCUCUUCAAGUUCUGGUUCUUCAUCAGGUUCUAAUGAUUCUAAGCGUUCUGGCUCGUCUUCGCAUUUCAGUUCUGCAAGUCAUAUUGUUGCUACGGGUCAUGGCUCUUCAUCUUUCUCACAUUUAAGUGCAGCUUCUGGAUCAUCUUCACAUUCCAGUUCAUUUACACAUUCCGCUUCUUCUAAAGGUUCUGGCUCUUCCACAGAUUCUAAAAAGUCUAAGGAUUCUGGUUCUGCUACGACUUCUCAUUCUUCAUCAGGUUUCGGGGCUUCAAGUUCUGGUUCUUCAUCAGGUUCUAAUGAUUCUAAGCGUUCUGGCUCAUCUUCACAUUUCGGUUCUGCAAGUCAUAGUGUUUCCAAGGCUUCUGGUUCUACUACGACUUCUCACUCUUCAUCAGGUUUCGGGGCUUCAAGUUCCUCUUCAAGUUCUGGUUCUUCAUCAGGUACUAAUGAAUCUAAGCGUUCUGGCUCGUCUUCACAUUUCGGUUCUGCAAGUCAUAGUGUUGCUAUAGGUCAUGGCUCUUCAUCUUUCUCACAUUCAAGUGCAGCUUCUGGAUCAUCCUCACAUUCCGGUUCAUUUUCACAUUCCGCUUCUUCUAAAGGUUCUGGCUCUUCCACAGAUUCUAAAAAGUCUAAAGAUUCUGGUUCUGCUACGACUUCUCACUCUUCAUCAGGUUCCGGGGCUUCAAGUUCCUCUUCAAGUUCUGGUUCUUCAUCAGGUUCUAAUGUUUCUAAGCAUUCUGGCUCGUCUUCACAUUUCGAUUCUGCAAGUCAUAGUGUUGCUACAGGUCAUGGCUCUUCAUCUUCCUCACAUUCAAGUGCAACUUCUGGAUCAUCCUUACAUUCCAGUUCAUUUUCACAUUCCGCUUCUUCUAAAGGUUCUGGUUCUUCAUCAGGUUCUAGCAAUUCUAAGGGUUUUGGCUCAUCUUCACAAUCUGGUUCUACAAGUCACAAUGUGGCUAUGGGUCACGGCUCUUCAUCUUUCUCACAUUCAAGUGCAACUUCUGGAUCAUCUUCACAUUCUAGUUCAUUUUCACAUUCCGCUUCUUCUAAAAGUUUUGGCUCUUCAUCGGGUUCUAGCACUUCUGAGGGUUCAGGCUCAUCCUCACAUUCUAGUUCAACUUCCGGGUCAUUGUCCCAUUACAAUUCAUCUUCACACACUGGUUCUUUUAACCAUUUUAGUUCCUUUAAUGGUUCCGAUGCUUCUAACUCUGCCACAAACUCUAGUACGUACACAAGUUCAGAUAAGUUAUCAUGUUGUAAAUAUUCUAAGGAUUCUAAUAAUUUGAAUUGCACAUCAGGUUCCGGUGAUUCAAGCUUUUCCACAGGUUCAAGUUCUGGUGAUUUUAAAGAUUCACAUGCUUUAUCACCUUCUGGUGAUUCCAGUUCUUCUACGUCUUCUAGUUCUGCCAUGAGCCCUUCCACAGCUGUUGAUUCUCCUAACGGUGAUAGCCUUACAACUUUAGGCUCUUCCGCACACAUUGGUUCUUCUUCAACAUCUAGUCACUCUACGACACAAAUCGGUUCUUCUGCGAGAUCUAGACACUCUACGGCACAAAUCGGUUCUUCUGCUAUAUCUAGUCACUCAGCCGCACACAGCAGUUCUUCUGCAACAUCUAGCUACUCAGCGGCACACACCGGUUCUUCUGCAACAUCUGGACACUCUGCGAUACACACUGGUUCUUUGAGAGGCACCAAUUCUUACGAUGCUCAAGGUUCUACAAACUCUGGUUCUUCAAUAAGUUAUGAUAUUUCCACGGGUUCUGACAAAAGCCAAUUUGCUCAUAGUUUCUCUAAGGUUUUUGCUUUUGGAGACUCGUACACUGACACCGGAAAUGCCCAAUCAUUAGGCAUUAUGAAAAGCUUUGUGAGUGAAUUUUUAUCAGAAUUCGAUCAAGCCAUGCACUCAAACCUCGAGUUUACUGGUAGAUCAAGUAAUGGUCGCUUGGUUAUUGAUUUUCUUUGUGAUUCUCUCAACAUAUCUAUGUUGCCACCAUUUGAAGUUGCUUCUAAGAACCGUUCUAUCAAAGAAAACUGUGGAGUGAAUUUUGCAGUCGGAGGUUCGACGUCUCUUUCGGGUGACUUUUUUAGUGCUCACAAGGUUUCCAAUAACUUUGUGUGGCAAGGCACUCCAUUAGGUUUCCAGACACAAAUAGAAUGGUUCAACCAGUUCUUCACAGAAAAAGCCUGCAAUGGGAAAAUCACAGAACAAUGCAAGGCACAAAUGGCAAACAACCUCAUUUGGAUUGGGCAAAUGGGUGCAGAUGACUUUGCCCGUGUUAUCGGGUCUUCUGUUUCCUUGCGGUGGCUCACCGAUAUAACUCUCGAUCAAAUCUCCAAAAUCCUCACGACGGUGUUGGACAGUGGUGCAAAGUUCAUCGUGGUUCAAGGACUACCACCGGUGGGGUGUUGGCCAUUAGCCAAGUUAUUAACUCCCCAUUUUGCCAAGGACGACAUGGGGUGUUCCGAGGUUAUCAAUAAAGCAGUAAUGGCUCACAAUGAUCUCUUACAGAAGACACUGGAUGAAUUCCAGAAAAUACAUCCCGCCGCUAUAAUCGCAUAUGCCGACUAUUACAAUGCAUUCAAGACAAUCUUGGGAAACCUCACUGCUUUUGGUUUUUCAAAUGGAGUCAACACAUGUUGCGGCAUCGGGGGUGGACUCAACUUCAACUUGGACAUUCUAUGUGGCAUGCCUGGCACCAACACUUGCAGCAACCCUAAUAGUUACAUUAAUUGGGAUGGAGUUCAUCUUACAGAAGCGAUGCAUAGACAAAUCACUCGCCUCUUCCUCCAGGACGGCUAUUGCAAACCACCUUUCGCCGACCUCGUCAACAAGCAUCAUAGCUUACUUCAAACCUCUCAUCCAUAGGCUCACUAUU
Hibiscus syriacus is the source of this 3137-nucleotide messenger RNA. Its product is annotated as serine-rich adhesin for platelets-like. The record is from RefSeq and is a predicted model, not a curated record. The transcript is spliced from 7 exons. The coding region runs from base 221 to 3127 and encodes 968 amino acids. Lineage: Eukaryota; Viridiplantae; Streptophyta; Magnoliopsida; Malvales; Malvaceae. Gene Ontology annotation, molecular function: hydrolase activity, acting on ester bonds.